Capsicum annuum is the source of this 1790-nucleotide messenger RNA. Its product is annotated as probable aquaporin NIP5-1. The transcript has 4 exons. Gene Ontology annotation, biological process: transmembrane transport. Gene Ontology annotation, molecular function: channel activity. The record is from RefSeq and is a predicted model, not a curated record. The coding region runs from base 610 to 1503 and encodes 297 amino acids. Lineage: Eukaryota; Viridiplantae; Streptophyta; Magnoliopsida; Solanales; Solanaceae. Gene Ontology annotation, cellular component: membrane.
CAUUGACUUUCUCUCUCUCUCUCUCCCUCUCUGAGUUGUCGGCCCUCUUUUACUUUAAUUAUUAUAUCUAAGCACUAUAUAAUAUGCUAUGGAUUACAUAGACAAUGCCAAAAUAUAGCCAAAGUACUGUCCCUUCUCUUUCUUCUUCAUCCUUCCUAUUUUGUUAAACAAUCUUUGAGUUUUGCUAUUCUUCUUAUAAGCUUGCUGCCUCUUGUUAUAUGUACUCUACUACGAGUUCAGAUCACCAUCAUCUUAUAAGUCCAUAGUUAAAGCUGGAUAACUUUACUUCUAGUACUCUUCCUUAAUCACACAAUUAUAAAAAACCUCUCAAGCAUGUAACUUACAUCAAUCUCUCUCCAAUCCUUCCCUUCCAAAAAAACAAAAAAAAAAAAAAAACUUUUAUUUUCAUUUGCUAUUUAUGUCUUCUAUCAGAUUCUGAUUUAUCUUAUAUCGAUCUGGCUUUUAUACUGAAUAUCGUGUAGCCAAACAUUUAAAAAAACCGAAAAAAACAUGUAAUACCUCUCUCUAUCGAAACAAACCUAGCUUCUUCUUCUUCUUUUUUUUUUUUCUCAAAAAAAACCAAAAAAAAAAUAUAGGAUAUUGAUCUGAAUGGCUGAAUUAGAAAAUGGAAUGUCAGCACCAGCAACACCAGGUACACCAACUCCAUUAUUCUCAUCAUCACAAAGAGUGGAUUCAAUGGGAUCAUAUGAUAGAAAGUCAAUGCCUAGAUGCAAGUGUUUGCCUUUGGAUGCACCAACAUGGGGAACUCCACAUACUUGUCUUACUGACUUCCCCGCACCUGAUGUCUCUCUCACCCGCAAGCUGGGAGCAGAAUUCGUUGGGACAUUUAUCCUUAUAUUUGCUGCAACAGCCGGACCAAUUGUGAACCAAAAGUACAACGGAGUUGAAUCUCUAAUCGGGAAUGCAGCUUGUGCAGGGCUGGCUGUUAUGAUCGUGAUUCUGUCAACGGGCCAUAUUUCUGGAGCUCAUCUUAAUCCGUCACUCACCAUCGCAUUUGCAGCACUUCGUCACUUCCCUUGGGUUCAAGUGCCAGCCUAUGUUGCAGCACAGGUUUCAGCAUCUGUUUGUGCUUCAUUUGCACUUAAAGGUGUCUUCCAUCCUUUCAUGUCUGGCGGCGUUACUGUUCCUUCGGUUAACACCGGCCAGGCUUUUGCUCUUGAAUUCCUCAUCACAUUCAAUCUCCUUUUCGUUGUCACUGCUGUUGCAACUGACACUCGCGCGGUGGGAGAGUUGGCAGGCAUAGCAGUUGGAGCUACAGUCAUGCUCAAUAUUCUAGUGGCUGGGCCGUCAAGUGGUGGUUCCAUGAAUCCAGUACGAACUUUGGGGCCAGCCAUUGCAGCAGGAAACUACAAGUCAUUGUGGAUAUACCUAGUGGCUCCAACUCUGGGGGCUCUUGCAGGGGCAGCUGUUUAUACGCUUGUCAAACUUCGCGGAGAUGACACUACUGAGACACCACGCCAAGUUAGGAGCUUCCGCCGCUAGCCUGCUGAAGCAAGGGUGUUGUUCCAACUUAUAAUACUAUCGUGUGCUUGAAAAUAAAGGUGGACGAAUUUGACUUCCAGUCUCACCAUCGAAAACAAUUUACAUUUGCAUUUUGACGCUCUUCUCAUUCACUUUGUGUGGAUGACUUAAAGGAAGAGGCAAAAAUUUGGUUGUGAUUUGCUGUGUGAACUAUGCUACAUUUGAAUUAUGUGUCUGUAAUAUGAAACUUCAUACGCUGCUACUUGUUUAUCUAGUCACAAAACGUACAAGCAUCCAAUUCUUAUUAA